This is a messenger RNA of Haliotis rufescens (red abalone), 1303 nucleotides long. Its product is annotated as mannan endo-1,4-beta-mannosidase-like. Gene Ontology annotation, biological process: substituted mannan metabolic process. The record is from RefSeq and is a predicted model, not a curated record. Lineage: Eukaryota; Metazoa; Mollusca; Gastropoda; Lepetellida; Haliotidae. Gene Ontology annotation, molecular function: mannan endo-1,4-beta-mannosidase activity. The transcript has 3 exons. Bases 61 to 1278 code for a protein of 405 amino acids.
UCCUUUGCAUUUAACUUUAAUGUAGGACGGAUCUAAGCUGGUAACAAGCUUUAGGUCGCAAUGGAAAACCACAUCUCAAGGAUGUUGACCAUUUCAACAGUUGUGUGGACCUCAUUGUACGGAUCUCCCGUGGACCAACAUGUUACGCCGGAAACCAUGGCGCUGUAUAAUAGCAUGCUGAAGCUGGCCCGCAGUCCUGAUAAGGUCAUGUUCGGACACCACGAAGACACAUUGACCGGCAUAUCCCCUGGCAACCCCAACUACCAGGUGACAAAGUAUGCACACGCCUGGAAACCUUUUUGGAAGUUUACGACCUCACAAGUAGAUCGUGGUGAUGAGGACGAGUUAUCAGACAUAAGAAGUGUAACUGGAGAGUAUCCUGCAAUCGUAGGCUUCGAUUUCAAAAACUUCAACGCCGACGAAAUGAAAGUCUUGACAUACCUGGUGAAGAAAGCCCACGCCAGAGGGCAGGUUGUAACAGUCUGUCAGCACAACAACAACCCAGUGUCGGGGGGAUCCUUCAGGCUAAGCUGGGACAACGGCACCGUGAUCCACACACUCAGACGCUCGCUACCAGGUGGGGAUGCUCAUACAAGAUACAAGGCCAACCUGGACAAAAUCGCUUCCUGGGCCAACACACUGAAGGACGCAAAUGGGAAGUCAAUCCCCAUCAUCUACCGACUGUUCCACGAGAUGGACGGUGACUGGUUCUGGUGGGGCAUCGACAACAGAUGCCACAACACACCCAAGGAUGUCCGAGAUAUCUUCAGAUACACGGUUUCCUACCUCCGAGACGUAAAGGGGGUCCAUAACUUCCUGUACAACUUCGCCAUCGACUGCUUCUCGAAAACAGACAAUUUUCACUUGCUGUACCCAGGGGAUGACUUCAUUGACAUCAUUGCCGUCGACUACUACUACAAAUUUACCCCCACCACAACAAAGAAAGCCUUGAAGACCAAUCUUGCAAACCUUGUAGACAUAGCCGAAUCGCGAGGGAAGAUCCCGGCCAUAGCAGAGGCCGGUAUGUUUGAUGACGGAAUAUUCAACCAUACGAAUUUCUGGACUGACAAUUUCUUGACUGUAAUGAAGACCGACCCAAAGCUUCGUCGCAUUCUGUACAUCUUAGGGUGGCACAACAUUUGCUGGUCAAACGAUAUAUGCGAAUACUGGGUUCCUUUUAAAGGAUUCAGUGGUGCUAGUCAGUUCCGCGAUACAUUUUACAAAGAUCCUGUUAUGGUAUUUGAAAAGGAAUUACAUGCUUUAAAUGUUUAUGGUUGAAAUACAAAUGAUAGUCUUCGCUGUA